Tachysurus vachellii is the source of this 2419-nucleotide messenger RNA. RefSeq names its product ubiquitin conjugating enzyme E2 Wa (gene ube2wa). The transcript has 6 exons. The record is from RefSeq and is a predicted model, not a curated record. Lineage: Eukaryota; Metazoa; Chordata; Actinopteri; Siluriformes; Bagridae. The coding region runs from base 43 to 498 and encodes 151 amino acids.
UGGGUAAAAAAAUAACGCGUCUAGAACUUAGGGAGUUCCAACAUGGCGUCGAUGCAGAAACGGUUGCAGAAAGAACUGUUGGCUUUGCAGAAUGAUCCACCUCCAGGAAUGACUCUGAAUGAAAGAAGUGUUCAGAAUACAAUCACAGAGUGGUUUAUAGAUAUGGAGGGCGCUCCUGGAACCCUGUACGAGGGCGAGAAGUUCCAGCUUCUCUUUAAGUUUAGCAGCCGAUACCCAUUCGACUCUCCUCAGGUCAUGUUUACCGGCGAGAACAUUCCAGUCCAUCCGCACGUCUACAGCAACGGACACAUCUGUCUGUCUAUUUUAACAGAGGACUGGAGUCCAGCUCUGUCUGUCCAGUCUGUGUGCCUUAGCAUUAUCAGCAUGCUAUCCAGCUGUAAGGAGAAGCAUCGUCCACCCGAUAACUCCUUCUACGUACGAACAUGUAAUAAAAACCCAAAGAAGACAAAGUGGUGGUAUCACGAUGACACAUGUUAGUAGCACUGGGACUUUUAGCAGUUAUAAACAGGCUCACGGACAGUACACUGGCAGUUUUCAGUCCUACGGUCUUAGGAAUGAGCGGACCUCUUUAGAGAAAUGGCGUUUUGGGAGCGGUACACAUCAGCAAGCUGAAAAAAACCUGAUCUGACUCCAGGAAUGUAAAACUCCACAUGUGUUCAUUGAGAAACACGGAUGAUGCGUGUACUUAGAGGGUUUCUACAUGGUGAGAUUAGCGCUGGAUCACUUUUUACCUCUUUUCCUCUGACACAGUGGAGCCGGUGCUGGUUCUGGGAUCCGGUUUACUAAGCGCCGUUCAUCUGCAGUGCAUCAUGAUUACUUAUUUAUUCUGAACCUGUAACUGUGCAUUAGGAUUAGCAAUAUGGCUUCCGUACAGUUUGUUCCUUGGACCAGUAAUUCACGCUAUAUUUAUUUAAUAUAAUCUUCCAAAGUCGAUGUGAUGUCUCUGAAAUGUAUCAACAAACCUGAGCACAUAUUUACAUUACAUGAUUAGAGUCACCAAUGUAGCUGUUUUAAGGGUGUUAGUAAUUCUUUAAAAAGUUACAGCCUUUAAAAUGUUAAGCAUUUUUAGCUACAUAUCAACUUUCUUUUAGCCGUUUGUUACAAUAACAAAGCAGCAAACAGCUCGCCUCACAUCACCCACAAGCUCUCACUUCUUUGGUCCGCGUGUUUAGUCAAGUGUCUCUUUGGUCCAUAAAACCGUGUUCGAGCUGAAACAGGUUCUGAAUAAGCCCCAUCACCAGGCCUGGCACUGUCACGGUAUCAGCAGACAAGCGGUUGUUUUGUUUUAUUUAUUUGUUCUUCUUCUUUCUUUCCUUCUAGGUUGAUGUUUUGUGCAAUAAUUAAGCCUUUGUGUAAAGGCAGUCAGUCCAGGCAUGUAAAUUGUAUAACAAAAUAAAUAAAUUUAUUUUAGAUGAGCAGAUAAAUGUAAAACUCGCUUUUGCAAAACCAUUUUUUAAAAUAAGCCUUCUUAUUCUGUAUGCAGUCGAUCAGCUAAGAGUUUUGGUGUCUGUUUUGUGGGAAUUUAAUUAAUUUAUUUGCUUUAUUAUGACUCUGCCCCAUUAGGCUCCAGCUUUUUAAAGCUGUAUUUGUAUCUGAAAGUGGUUUUUGUUGACCAUCGAACCUGGAGUGCAGAAGUUACAGUAAAACUAAACCCUGAACCACAUUAAAUUUCUGGUUUGCAGAAUUUGUGGUUGUGUGUCGCACUGAUUUCACAGAGAAUCACUCUCUGUAGCUAGAGCUGACUUAAGAGACAAACCCCAGUGCACCACUAUUGGCACAUGGCUGAAAGGCAUUGUGGGUAAUGUAGGGAAAUGUUAGCCAAUGUGAAAAUGGAUCUACAGGUCAAAAAAGGUUUAAUUUAAAAAUGGAUUUUCUUUAAAAGGCAAAAAUUCGGUCAGCAAGUGUGUGUCAGCAUUUUAACCUUUAACAUUCUGUGUGUACUGCAGAGUGAAGGCUCGCUUCAGUUCUCAUGUUGUAGACAUUUUCGUUUAUAUAAGUUCUGCAACAUAUAAUUGAAUUAUACACAAUAUUGCAGAUCACAAACAGCACUGUUACUGUUCAGCAAUCUAUUUCAUUUUAAAGUAUAACUGGGGGGGGGGGAAUAAUGAAAAUAACCACUUGACCCUUCUAUUAUGUUCUGAUUGAGGUUUUUGAGGUGUAACAGGUGAAUGCUUUGUAAUACCGCAGUGCUGCUUUAUGAAGGCGGUUUGUGUUCUUUUUUUUUCUUUUUUUUCCUGGUAUAUUAUCUCUGGUGUUUAAAGCCCCAGCUUGUGACAGGACUAGAUCUGUUCAGAGCUCAGUAACAGUGUGCAUGCGUGUGCGCACAUGCAUGCGUGUUCUGAUUUCUGAAUGAUUUUUGGCUCUGGCUUUAAAGUUUAGUAAUUUUUAAUUUGAUAAU